Messenger RNA from Sorghum bicolor (sorghum), 740 nucleotides. RefSeq lists its product as uncharacterized. The transcript has a single exon. NCBI's taxonomy places the organism in Eukaryota, Viridiplantae, Streptophyta, Magnoliopsida, Poales, Poaceae. The record is from RefSeq and is a predicted model, not a curated record. Bases 231 to 626 code for a protein of 131 amino acids.
UUCCUUCUCUCUCGCGGUCUCGCCAGAGGAGAGGAAGGAGGCUCCAUUCAUUCUUCCACAAAAAAAAACUCUCUCUCUCACCUCGGACUCCAACAGCACGCUUUCCUCUCGCUAGAGUGAGUAGCGAGCUCCUCUUAGCCACUCUUAAACCCUAGAGAGCUGCCAUCUGGAGCUGCACGCGCGCCGUUUGAGCAAACGCGAAGCGGCGUCUAGCCCGUACGUGUCCGGCAAUGUCGACGACGUUCAUGCCCCCGGCGCCGCCGGCGCCAACUCCACCGGCGCUCCUGGUGCCGGUGGCGUACGCCACCGGAGGCGGCGCGCCCGUGGGAGCGGCAGGGAGAGGGUCGUCGUACGGCCCGGUGAUCGCCAUGCUAGCCGUCGUGGCCGUGCUGGCGGCCGCCGCGGUGGCCGUGGGCCGGCUCUGCUUCGGGCGCCGGGCGCAGGGCCACGCCGGGGGCGCACACGACCUGGAGGCCUGGGUGGAGCGCACCUGCGGGCCCUGCGUCGGCGCCACCGCGCUAGCCGCCGAGGAAAGCAGGGAGGACGGAGGCGAUGCUGCUGCCGCGGCGGCGGCGAUGGAGCCGGAGGGAACAGAGCGAGGCGAGAGUACUACCAGUAGUGCUUAGCGUGGCGUACGUGCUGAUACGAGCCUUUGUAAAUUGUUGUCUCCUCAUCAGAACAUGAAACACGCAUGUCCUGCAAGUUGGUGUCGGAAUUUUUUUGGAAUAGCUAAAUCCGUG